Molecule: messenger RNA, 1026 nt
Organism: Zingiber officinale
Lineage: Eukaryota; Viridiplantae; Streptophyta; Magnoliopsida; Zingiberales; Zingiberaceae
Product: NEP1-interacting protein 2-like
Exons: 3
Coding region: 180-869 (229 amino acids)
Source: RefSeq, a predicted model, not a curated record
CCACAGUUCAUGAUAUCACCCCGCCAUAAACACUUAACAGGGGGAUCCACUGUUUACAACAAAUCAAGGACAAUAUAAUGAUAAUGAGACAAUUUUAUCAUACUUGACACUGAAGCAUCUUCUUCUCUGUCUAUAUAUUGAAUUCUUCUUUGUCCCAGUCCUUAACUUAACAACCGGACAUGGAUUUCCCUUCUUCAUCUUCUUCUUCUUCUUCUUCUUCGGGAAGAGAGAGUUUCAGUUACAGAAGCAUGGUCUCGAAGCUGCUUGCAAGAGUGAUUUGUGUCACUCUUACUUGUGCCAUUACUAUUGUGGGAUCAAUGGCAGGUGCCAUAGCAGGUGCUCUGAUAGGCAUUGCCACCGAGAGUGGGUUUCUGAGAGGCUCUGGAAUCGGAGCCAUUUCUGGCGCCGUCUUCUCGAUUGAAGUGGUGGAGUCGUCUCUCGAUUUGUGGAACUCCAGCGAGUCAGGCAUCUGGAGCCUUCUCUAUCUGCUCGACAUAGUUUCCAGCAUUGUGAGUGGAAGACUGGUGAGGGAAAAGGUUGGUCCAGCAGUGCAGAGUGCAAUCCAGAGUCAGAUGAGUGCCCUCAAUUUGCCUUUCAUUGAGAGUCUUGAUUUGUUCGAGACUGGCGGCGCGAAGAGGCGCCUGCCAUUGGAAGAGGUGGAGAAGCUGCCCAAGUGCAAAACUACUGCAAAAGACAGUGUCGAUGCGUCAGGGGAGAGAAGAAGCUGCGCAGUGUGUCUUCAGGAGGUGGAAGUGGGCGACAUGGCGAGGAGAUUGCCCAUAUGUCAGCACAUGUUUCAUCUGCCAUGCAUUGAUAGUUGGCUCGUAAGGCAGGCCUCCUGUCCCUUGUGCAGAACUGAUAUUAUUUGAAGAUGAACAAUUUUCGAUCUCUCUUUUAGGUUCUUGUGAUCUUGAAAAAUUGAAGAAGUAGAAGAAGAAGAAGAAAUUGCUUGUGGAUGGCGAAAUGUAAUUAAGUGUGAAGCAGUAGUCUUGAAUUUGUUAAUAGAAUAAAUUAGAUAUUCUUGCU